Molecule: messenger RNA, 3237 nt
Organism: Schistocerca nitens (vagrant locust)
Lineage: Eukaryota; Metazoa; Arthropoda; Insecta; Orthoptera; Acrididae
Product: spondin-1-like
Exons: 14
Coding region: 127-2541 (804 amino acids)
Biological process (GO): actin cytoskeleton organization
Cellular component (GO): plasma membrane
Molecular function (GO): serine-type endopeptidase inhibitor activity
Source: RefSeq, a predicted model, not a curated record
GUGUUCCAGUACAGCGUCAGACGCGUUGCUAUAGUUAACAGCUUAGCAGAUCGCUUGUGAUUUCGUAGUUCAUUGGGCUCGGACAUAUAUAUAUACUUACACUUAGCGCUUCAGCGACUUUAAUGUAUGUUUAACGUGGCACUGCUUGAAACAGUAUUUGCCGAGGUACCUGACAAAAUGUACGACGCACGAAGAAGCCUGAGCGGGGCACGCGCCCGCAGCUGCCUGGUGCUGUCGGCGCUUCUGGGGUGCCUGGUGACGUCAGCGGCGUCCAGCGCCACCGAGUGCCGCCGGCUGCCGUACGAGGACACGGCGCCUCGCACGCGCCUCACCAGCGACCGCUUCAGCAUCUCCGUCAGCGGAAACCCCAACGGCUACGUGCCUGGGGAGUCGUACACAGUGGUGCUGCAGAGCUCGCCGCAGAUGCACCGGUUCACGGGCUUCGUGCUGACGGUGGAGCUGGCGGACGAGGAGUCGCUGACGGACGACGACGAGGAGGAGGAGCAGCCGCCGCGCGGCCGGCUGCACUCGCUGGGGCCGCUGGGCGCGGGCACCUUCUCGCUGUACGGCGACACGCUGACGCACUUCAGCGACCGCUGCCCCAACACCGUCACGCACACCUCCAGCUACCGCAAGGACAAGGUGCAGGUGUACUGGAAGGCGCCGCUCUCCGGCAGCGGCUGCGUCGUCUUCAGGGCCACAGUAAUAGAACGUCCGAAGGUCUGGUAUAUGGAUGACGGACCCCUGAGCCACGUUCUUUGCGAAGAGGUACCGGACACCUUUGAGGAUCAGCUGCCAGUUCAAACAGAGUGCUGUCCUUGCGACGAAGCGAAGUACGAGCUCGCUUUUGAAGGACUGUGGUCUCGCCACACGCACCCUAAAGGCUUCCCGGACGACAGCUUCCUAGCAAAGUUCAGCGACGUGGUCGGAGCCUCCCAUACGCCGGACUACUACUUCUGGUCGUACGGAGCCAGAGCGACAAGGGGCCUGAGGCAGCUGGCGGAGCGAGGCUUCACCCGGGAGCUGGAGCACGAACUCAAGACCCACAGUCACGAAAUACGCACUAUUAUAAAAGCGCGUGGCCUAAGCUUCCCUGAAGUGACAGGGAAAACAUUUUCAGGCUUCCGUGUCGACAGGAGACAUCACCUGGUGUCCAUUGUAUCAAAAAUAAAUCCAUCGCCUGAUUGGAUUGUUGGUAUAGCUGGACUGGAGCUCUGCAGAAACUGUAGCUGGGUAGAAAACUUGGAGUUAAAUUUGUAUCCGUGGGACAUAGGAACAGAUAGUGGAGUCACAUAUACAUCGCCCAACAUGCCAACCGUUCCGCAAGACGUGAUCCGACGCAUCACGUCCAGCUUCCCUAACGACGAGGAGGCACCGUUUUAUGACGAAUCUGGAACUCCGAUGAAGCCUCUGGCCCGUCUUUACCUCACAAGGCAGCGAUUAUACAGAAGACAUUGUUCACCUCAAGAAUCAAGAAGUAUGGGAGGAUACCCAAUUGAUGGAUGCACAACGACGGAAUGGUCAGAGUGGAGUCCCUGUUCAGUAACCUGUGGCGAGGGAGUCACACAACGUUGCCGAAAAUACGUCGACCCACAGACGGCAAAAGAGAAUGGGUGCAGGAGGAAAUUAACGGCAAAGAGAGCCUGCACUGCCACUAUUCCAAGCUGCAGGGCUAUACCAGACGAAUGGGACUGCGAAGUAACCGAAUGGUCUCAGUGGACGGAGUACAUCAGUAAAUGUCGCCAGGGGGCUCAGACAAGGGAUGUGCCAGUCAGACAGCAACAAAAUGAGGAGUGUAAUGUACAUAACGUCAUGAAUAUUGAGCAAACCGAAGUCUGCUACGGUGUGCAAAGUAAAGACUGCAGUCAGUCCGCUGAAGAGGAACAAGAGUUUCGGAAAGAUUUCUGUCUGCUUCCAAGAAGUUCAGGUCACUGUCGCGGGGCUUUCUAUCAUUGGUUUUUUGAUGAAACAGAGUGUAAGGAGUUCAGGUAUGGCGGCUGCGGCGGAAAUCAGAACAACUUUCCAACCAGGGAAGAAUGCGAAGAAAAAUGUAUGAACAGAACAAGUCAACACAACGGUGAUGAUAUGGAGGAAUCACUUCAAGGUACUGAUGACGAAAACAGUGUAAACGACCUGGCAACGCCGUUUCCAAGUGACACUGAUAACAAUGACAAUAUGUCAGCAGAGAGAGAAUCACGCGAGCGUGUAAACUGUUUAAGCAGCGAGUGGACAGAGUGGACGCCCUGUAGUGUAACAUGUGGCAGAGGAGUUAGAGUGAGAGAGAGAUAUGUGUCGGUACUCCCACGUUGCAGAGGAAGAGGGUGUCCUAGAAGGCGUAGUGGCACAGAGAGAUGUAGACGAAGGAACUGUGGAGGCGACUGCCAGCUGUCAGAGUGGAGCGAGUGGUCGCUGUGCUCGGCCAGCUGCGGCGACGCCUACCGCCAGCGCACCAGGAGCAUCGUCCGGCCGGCGCGGCGCCGCGGUAGGCCGUGCGGGCCGCGCCUUGAGAAGGAGGCGUGCCACCUGCCCGCCUGCCAUUAAGGCGCGGUGGACUUCACGUAGCGGCAGCAAACUCUCCAUUAGUGCACGGGGGAAACAGCUGCGACGUGUGUACAAUAGUAGCAUAGUAUCCAAAUCGUCAAUUUCAUUCUUAUGUAAGUUUAAACAGGUUCAUGGACGAUCACUUUCGUGUGUGCAAAAUUUUGAACUUUACAAUCUCACAAACACUGCCAGCUACAUAUUUUCUAAGAUAAAUUAUAAACGUUCAUUCCAUCUAUGAAGCUUUAUUCUAGCAUAUAAGAAUUUCAUGUUUCAUUUGUAAAUAUAAGUAGUCAAUUUUGGGAAGUAAUUCUCAGAUUUUUGCUUCCAACAGGCAGUAUUCUAUUAUUAAACUUGUACCAAUGAAUCAGAACUUCGCCAACCUCUCCCAUCAGCAAUAAUAUUUGAAUCACAUUUCAUAACUGUAUUUUGUGUAAUUGUAUAUGUCCUAAUAGACUACCAAAUUAGCCUGUAUUGGUUGGUGGACAGACCAUCACUAACAAAAAGUUAUCAACCAAUGACUGUUGUUGACUGAUUAUAGUAAAGUGAUUUUAAAAUUCUGUAAGAGUAAUCAGAUACUCCUAGUGUGAUUCUCAUUAUUAAUUAUAUAUUUUUUAUUUCUAAGUUCAUGUGACAUAUAUACAGAAGUAAUUGUAACACUAUGUUGCAUUAUUUGUGGCAAUAUAUUAUAUACAUGCA